UUGUUUAGCUAAUUGGUUAACAGUAAAAAGUAAUUGCCCAAUGUGCCAAACUAAACUGCGAAAUGAUGACUUUGAUGAACAUGAGCCCUUACUGAGAAGUUACCGUAUCGACGUUUGAUUGGCGAUAUACCCAGAAGACACCAACAUGAUAUGUUCAUAUAACUUCUUUUUGUUCAUGAUAUGCGUGACUCAAUUUUUGUGUAUUUUGUUUUUGUUAAAAACCAAAACUGAUCAAUUUGAUGAAAUAUUUGAAGUACUGCAAAGUCACUACUUACUCGAUGGCCUUAAUUUGUUAAGGUAUGGUAAAUCAGUAAAUAAAACUCAACCACAGAUUUUUAAUAUGUCCAGUAGUGUAUUUUGUUUUGGAGAGCUUAUGAAGGACCGUGAAUGUCGAUUUCAAAAUUUGUGCUAUCGUAAAGACACAAGUGAGUACAUUUUUCUUCAUGGUGCAGAGACUCGUUUAUACGGAUUGGAACAUGCAAGAAAUGACCCAGCACUUGUUGACUUGUCAAGUGUUGUUAAUCAUACUGCUAAAUAUUUUACUUACACCAAAAUUCAUUCACCUUCUCUUAAUUUUGUUGAUUUGGAGUAUGUCACAGGACCUAGUGUCCUCUUUCAUCGGUUUAAUCCAGAAAAUUUGAUGCAUGUUUUACACGACGAUUUAAUACCCCUGUAUCACACACAAAGGAAACAUUUUCCAACAAGCAAAGAUGAUGUUACAUAUAUUAUAAUGGAUGGACGUCCGGAUGGACCAUUUUAUGACCUUUACAAAAUGUUGUUGCCCCGGAUAAAAUUAAAAAAACAUUUUAAUAAAACGCUGACUUGUUUUGAAGAUGUUAUUGUGGGGGUUAGUAAGACUACUACUUGGUAUCACUAUGGGUUUCGGACACCACAGGGUCCAAUUAAUCGGACAUUUUUUCCUUCAACUGAGAUUUCUUAUUUUCGAAAUGACUUUAAACUUAAAAUAGGUUCAGGAAAUAUUCCAGCACCUGAACAGCUUUCAAAAUAUAUUGUGUUGUUCUCAAGAAGUUUAACUCGUAAAAUUGUGAAUGAAGUAAAGUUUAUGAUGAAACUUUCAAAACAUUACAAAGCGCCUGUUCAUGUUGUAAACUUAGAAACUGACCCUUUGAGUCACAUAGUGUCAUUGGUAUCGCAUGCACAUAUGGUAAUUGGCGUUCACGGAGCACACUUAAUCACCAGUCUCUUUAUGCAACCUUCAAGCAUUUUAAUUGAAAUAUUUCCUUUUGGCGUACCUGCAGUAAAUUACACUCCAUACAAAACGCUCGCCAACUUGGUUCGAAUGACUUACAUAGCAUGGGAGAAUAAGAAUGAGAAGAACACAGUGACGCAUGAAGACUGGUCAAGCGACUAUGGAGGUAUUACUACUUUCUCAAACACCAUUCAAGAUGAUAUUAUUAAUACUAAGGUGGUGCCCUUGCAUAUAUGUUGUAAGAAUCCGUACUGGCUAUUCCGAAUAUAUCAAGAUACGAUCGUUGAUGUAGACGAUUUUAUCAAUGCUGUCGAUAGUAAAGUGGAUGGCAAAAAUAGGAAUGAGAGUCCACUUUGACAGCGACUGCACUGUACCUAGUGUUUAUUCAAAUUAAUUAUACUACGAUGGUUGGUUUAAAUUUAGUUUUUAUACCAUAUAUGGAGUAAUCACGCAUAGUUCACAGGUUGGCCACACAUAAUCCAUACACCUCCUAAAAUCUUUUAAAUAACGUAACACUCGUAUACGUUUUUUUGUCACGCAAAACGGUACCGCAAGUAGCGAGACACUGCAAUGCCUUACGAAAAGUACAGGCAAAGCCGUGGAUUUUUCCACGCGUCACCUACUAGUCUUCUUAAUAAUCUAAUUAAUACUGACAAAAAAAAAUUGUUUUUAAAAAUAGUUUUUAUUAUUACAUUUUGCUAUUUUUUUCCUGUACUUUCUUUGAUAACAUGUUAUAACGAAUAGGGCAUAAUUUUAACCUUGCAACAGGAGUGAUGGAUUAGAUUUUGAAACUGCAGAUUACGUAUAAAUUGAACAGCCUCUCUGGUAUUCAAAAAAGAUAAGUAAAAAAAGAAUAACUCUUAACUUUUUCCUAAAAGUUUGGUAAAAUCUCCUAAUACAUGUUACGGGUUUAAAUUUUGAUACCAAAACCUAAAAUCUUCUUAAAUUAUUCUGCAAUUAUAAAAUUUUAUAGCUGUGGCCAUCCUGGUUUAUUAUAAAUGAUUGCAUUAUUCGUAUCAUUUUCAUGCAAUGGGUCCUGUCUUUUGCGCAUGCUACAACGUGAUACUACCACGUGAUGCAGUUUGUUUUUAGUUCAAUCUAUUGAAUAAGUGCGAAUAAGGUAUACAAGAAAUCACUCGGGUAACGACAACUUUUGUCAUAUAGGAUUUUAGUAAUACAUAUUUAACACUUAAUUAAAAUUUUGUAAAAUAUUUUUUAUGUUAAAUAAAAUCGUGUUAUAUUUUUGUAUACUAACUUUCAAAAUGUUUUAAAGCUAGUUUUUUAACGUGGUUAUACGUUUCUUUGCACUUUAUAUUGUGUCAUUCAAAAAGGGAGAGCGGUUCUGUAGUUUCUUCAUUGUGGAGCUUUAUUUACAAUUUUGUUAUUGACACCGUGUGUACAAACAUGGAAAAGAGAAUGCAGGGUGUCGUGGAACUACGCUUAAAAUUGUUUAAUUUAUUUUUGAGUAUUUUUAGUUAUGUUUUGAUGUUUCGACUUGGACCGUCCUUCUUCUGUUGACAUUUUUUUUAUCUUCUUUACCUACAGAACACUGAGGAUUAGGGUUUUGGAUUGUUUAUUACAAGAUCCUAAUCGCCUGUGUUUGUGCCAUUUUCGUGAAUAAAUAAGUUUGCGCUGUGAUUUUAUCAGAUGAAAGUUUUUUUUUAAUUAUGCUUUUAACCUUAAACAUGUUUUUUGUAAACAUGGAUACAUGUGGAAGUGGAAAUGUACAUCUCUAAAUAAAAGCGGAAGAAAUUUUUUCAUUUUAUUGUA
This is a messenger RNA of Hydractinia symbiolongicarpus, 2980 nucleotides long. RefSeq names its product protein O-linked-mannose beta-1,4-N-acetylglucosaminyltransferase 2-like. Gene Ontology annotation, biological process: protein O-linked glycosylation via mannose. Gene Ontology annotation, molecular function: ubiquitin protein ligase activity; protein O-acetylglucosaminyltransferase activity. Gene Ontology annotation, cellular component: endoplasmic reticulum. The record is from RefSeq and is a predicted model, not a curated record. The transcript is spliced from 2 exons. The coding region runs from base 146 to 1567 and encodes 473 amino acids. NCBI's taxonomy places the organism in Eukaryota, Metazoa, Cnidaria, Hydrozoa, Anthoathecata, Hydractiniidae.